This is a messenger RNA of Yamadazyma tenuis ATCC 10573, 4737 nucleotides long. RefSeq names its product Iqg1p (gene IQG1). Gene Ontology annotation, molecular function: calmodulin binding; GTPase activator activity; actin filament binding. Gene Ontology annotation, cellular component: mitotic actomyosin contractile ring; cell cortex. The record is from RefSeq and is a predicted model, not a curated record. Gene Ontology annotation, biological process: regulation of GTPase activity; mitotic actomyosin contractile ring assembly actin filament organization. NCBI's taxonomy places the organism in Eukaryota, Fungi, Ascomycota, Pichiomycetes, Serinales, Debaryomycetaceae.
AUGUCGUCUCCGGUGAAGAAUAUUGCCCUAAAGUACUUGGAUUCUAUAAAUGAUAUCAAUGAUGACAUCUCAUUAAGAAGUCCCUCAAAAGUUCCUUUACAGCCUUCCCUCCGCCAAAACACAAAACCUACCUUCAACAAGUCUUUCCCUGAAGAAGAUUUGGAUAAGUUGGCUAGACAACUCGAUGUGGAUCCCGUGUCAACUCCUACCAAGAAUGCCUUGUUUAGAACCAAAUAUCAAACUCCCUCAGUGACUGUAUCGUCAUUUAAAACCCCUACCACCAAGUCGUCCACAUCGUCAAGCAAAUCCGGCUCACCCAUCAAAAGACAUCUUGCUGCUUUCGAAACCCCAAUCAAACGCUCUACCGAAAUUCCCGCUUUGAAAACGGACAUGACUUUGUCUUCCAAAGAUAAACCAUACUUAUCAUCACCUGGUAAUAGUACCUCCACCGACUCUCCAGGAUAUGAAUACUUGUGCAGAAUUGAAGCAAUUAAGAACUGGCUUCAGCAAGUGAUGGGCGAGCCAAUUGAUAAGUCAGCGGCUGAAAUGAUUUCUGAUAUUAGGAAUGGUAUAGUGUUGGCUAAGUUGGCUAAUGUUAUAUUGCCAACCAGAAAGUCAGUCUUUACUAACCCCAAAUUGCAAUUCAGACACACCGAAAACAUCAACAGAUUCUUCAAGUUGAUGGACUUUUUGAGCGUUCCUGAUAUCUUCACAUUUGAAUUAACCGACUUGUACGAUGCUAAAAAUGUUCCCAAAGUAUGGUUCUGUCUCCAUGCCAUGUCUUAUAUGUUGCACAAAUACAACCCCGAAUUCCCCCAAAUCAAAAGCUUGGUGGGUAGGUGUGAGUUCUGUCCGGAAGAUAUAAGAACCGCUAAUAGAGCCUUGGUGGGGGCUGGUUUACCAAACUUCUCCAGUGCUGAUAACAACAACGAUUCCACAUUUGACAGUAUAUACAUGAACAGAGUGAUCAACAAUUCGCCUACCAAGCUCAAUGUUUCAAGCACCUUUUCAAGACCUUCCGAUACCUUAUCUUCUCCCAAAAAGUCUGACAAAUUCUCCGAUGAUCCAUUCAAUGAUAAGACUUCCUUCAGACAACCUCGUACACCAGACAGAAGCUCACCUGCCUCUGCAAGAGAUGAGUUCUAUACCCCUAAGUCACAUUCAAUCAGAGAGCUGAUGUCCGAUGACGUUGACUAUAAAGACAGUAGGUACUAUACUCCUGAGAUUGAUGAUCACCUCAUCAAUAUUGUCAAGCUCCAAGCCUUGUCUAGAGGAGCUACUUUCCGUUAUAGGAUGUUUGUGAGCAAGAUUAUGUUAAGAUCGUAUGUUGAUGAAUUCACCCACUUCAACUCCAUUAUCAGAGGUAAUAUGGCCAGAAUGAGAACCAUUCAUAGACACAGAGACGAAGUUUUAUUAUUCAAACAUCAAAUCAUCGACUUCCAAGCAAUAUCCAGAUCUAAGUUGCUAAGGUCUAAGCUCACCUAUGACUUCAAUCAACAUACAGAUAAUGUUGUCAGAUUCCAAAGUAUCGUCCGUGGUUCUAUUGUUAGACAACACGUAAAGUCUAUCAAGUAUAACAUUUCAAUGGCUGAGCCUUCUAUCAUUGAAUUGCAGGCUCAGCUGAAGAUGUUGCUUGUUUAUCCAAAGGUCAUGACUGUAUUGGAACAAAAAGCAUUGAUUGAGCCUUCAGUUGUGGAUUUCCAGUCUGUUGCAAGAAGACUUUUGUACCAAAGAGGCAAAAUUGUCGAUUUGAUCUCAAACCUAAAAGACUGUGGUGGAUUAAUCAAUUUCCAGGCUGUUAUUCGUGCUAAAAACUUAAGGAACGACUUUUACGGUAGAAUUUAUGUGUUGCAAAAAGUCGAGAGCAAGCUCACUCAGCUUCAAAGCGUUGCGAGAGGUGGUACAGUCCGAACUAAGUUGUGUAAUAAUGUUUUGAUUACAUUGAUGCACGAAGAUGUUCAAAUGAAUAGCCUUUUUGCUAAAGCAAGAGGAAAUAUGACUAGAAGGUCCAUCGGGUACACAAACGCUUACUUGCACCAUUACGAAGAUGAAGUUGUUGAAUUACAAUCCAGGUUCAGAGGUCUUUUCAUGAGAUUCAAAAGAGAUGUCGUGUUGGAAGAUUGUUACAAUAAUAUUGGAGAUAUAAUUGCUUUGCAAUCUAUUAUCAGAGGUAAUGUCAUAAGAAAAGAAAUGAACUCGAUUGAUUCAUACUAUGUCAAAAACAUGGCACUGGUGAUCAAGGUCCAAUCACAUAUCAAGAGCAAUUUUGCUAAAAGAGCUUAUCAAUCUUUGAUCACCAUGAGAAAUCCUCCGCUAUCCAUUAUAAGACGUUUUGCUUAUUUAUUGAGCGAUAAUGAUACGGAUUUUGAACAGGAACUAGAAUUGGCUGAGUUGAAAGAUAGAAUUAUUGAAAGAUCUAAGGCUAAUGAAGAGUUAGAAACUUUAAUUGAGAACUUGGAUAUCAAGCUAGGUCUUUUGGAUAAGAACAAAAUCUCCAUAGAAGACUUCAUAAAGAAUAAGUUCAACCAUUUUAAAGAUAUAGAUGAAGAUGUCAAUAUCAAAAACUUGGAGAAGUUGAACAAAUCUUCAAGAGAAAGAAUUGAAUGCUACCAAACGUUGUUCUACUUCCUCCAAACUAAACCAAUCUACUUUGUCAGACUCCACGAAAGUAUGGAAUUAAGUAUCAAAGAAACGAAGGAGUUCAAGAACUUACAGAAAUUUAUUGUGUUGAUGUAUCCCAUUAAGGAUUCAUCUAUCUCUCACCACUCAAGAGAAGAGUUCUUUUUUAUGAAGCUUAUCUUGUCACUUAUGGAAAGCGACAUGAAAACUCAUUGUUCCAACUUGACUGAUAUCACCAAGUCCAGCUGCUGCUUCUGGAUAGACUACUUUGUACACUUCAACAGCCACACUUACCAAAGAUUGCACUUGAAGACAAUGUUAGGCAAAACGGUUAUGUCGGUCAUUGAUAACGACGACCUUGAUUUCGAAUCUGAUCCUUCUGUUAUCAAUGCUAGUCUCAUUGAUAGGGAUAUGAGAAUUAACGGUUUCAGUGAUCGGGACGUGGAUGCGUCUCCUCAAAUUGCAAUCAAGGACCCCGAAGUUUCAAACAAGUUCGUUGAAAACUUAAUGAACUUGAGAGAAUAUAUUACCUCCACAUUGAAUAUAUUAGAAGCUAUAGUGGACAAGAUUCCUCUUCAUAUCAGGGUUGUAUGCUCUCAAGCUUAUAAGUUAUCCAAGUUAACUUAUCCAGACAGAUCGGAAAUGCAACACUUAGCUGUUGCUGGUGUAAUAUUCAUCAAGCAUUAUAUCCAAAACAUUUUCCAGAACCCUGAAAACUUUGGUUUCUUGGCCAAUAAUUCCUACAAUCCUGGCAUAUUGAAAGUUAAGUGUAAAGCUAACUUGAAGGCAUUGGGUAGAGUUAUGAUGCAAGCAUUUGCUUUGAAGCCAUUCAGUGACAACUUUCUCAAACCAUUGAAUGAAUAUCUCCAGAGUUCCGUGGAUCUCACCAGGUCUAUUAUUGUCAGGUUGAUCAACGUCGAUGAUCUCGAAACCUCGUACAACCUAACUGAUUAUGACGAUAUUGUCACCCAUGAUAGGCCCAAGUUGACUAUGAAGGUCACAGACAUGGCUCAAAUUGAAAAGAUAAUCCAGAACAACAUCGACAUGGUUGCACCAAGUUCAGACGACCAAUUGUACUCGGUUGCAACUCAACUAAACCAAGCUGUUAACACGGCUAAGGAUUUGGUGGCAUUAACUGAGUUGGGAAGUUUAACCUUGAACUUGAACCCAACGACCAAAGAAGAGUCAAUCGCUGAUACAAAAGGAAACGCACUUUUCACCCAAGUCAAACGAUCUGUUUUAUACAUCAUCAGAGUCCAAGAGGGUGAUGAGUUGUUAGAAUUAUUAGUGGCUGGAAUCACUCCCGAUCAUGAACGCAACUUUAAAGAGAUCACUCAUGGUGAACGACAAGUGUCUCAGGAAGCGAACUCUGGUCAAAAGAAGAAGGCUUAUCACAAGACUUCGUUGGGGGAUUUGACCAAGAUCACUUACCAUGACUUGAAGAAAAAUGCAUUGGAAACUAUUCUACAAUUAGAAUUCAUGGGAUUAGUUCACAGAAAUAAUUCCUACCAAGAAAUCUUGAACCAAAUCGCCGUUGAUAUAAAAACAAAACAUCUGCAAAGAAUCUCCAGAAAGUCUCAAUUAGAGAUUGCAAUAAAGACCCAAGAAAAGUUGAUAGAGAAGGAGCGGGUAUUGAACAGACAACAUCGUGAUUAUAACAACCAUGUGGAGAGUAUAUUAUCACAGUUGCAGCUGAGGCCAAAAGACAAGAAGUUGUUCAAUAUCAUUCCAAUUUUCAGCAAACAAUACUUCUAUCAUCGGGAAUUAAAAAAGUCUAAUAGAUUACCCAAAUUCGGAUCUUACAAGUAUUCUGCCAGAAAAUUGAUAGAGCAAAAGGUAAUCUUGGACUUUGCGGGUGCGUUAAGUGCCAGAUAUAACACUUCCUCCAAAUUGGACUUUAUGUUUAGUUGCCAUCGUGUUGGUAUAUUCACCAUUGAAGCAGCUUCAGGUUCUGUCAGCAUACCUGGUGCCUUCGCUUCGAUAACCUUAGACGAGUUAUUGAACCUUCAAUAUGAAAGUAAAGACAAGUAUGAGGUAUUUGACGGAAUGGUUGUCUUCGACACAAUGAACUUGACAUCAUUCGUAUUCAAGAAAUUUUACGACAUGAAAAAAGAGUAG